Messenger RNA from Dunckerocampus dactyliophorus (ringed pipefish), 2693 nucleotides. RefSeq names its product regulator of G protein signaling 6 (gene rgs6). Gene Ontology annotation, biological process: G protein-coupled receptor signaling pathway; intracellular signal transduction; regulation of G protein-coupled receptor signaling pathway. NCBI's taxonomy places the organism in Eukaryota, Metazoa, Chordata, Actinopteri, Syngnathiformes, Syngnathidae. The transcript is spliced from 18 exons. The record is from RefSeq and is a predicted model, not a curated record. Bases 333 to 1949 code for a protein of 538 amino acids.
GCCAUGAAGGAGAUUGAUUGACAAUAGUCUACAGCGAAUCAGGACUCAAAAAACAUUGGGCGGUGCAGACAGACGAGCGAGGGAAGAGAUAGACACUCAACUUCCCAGAAUACAAUUCUUAUUAAAGAGCCAGGCUCGCCUGUAACAGCGUUCAUACGCUGUAAUUAAAAAAAAAACCCGCAAAAAAAAAAACAGCGAAUCUGUGAAAGGUGAACCACGAUAGACAACCGAGCCCUGAUGUAAGAGCGUGGAAGUACGAGAGUUGAAACGCUGGUAAAGAAGAGAGGAUAACUUAACACAGGAGGAGAGGGGGACUGAAAGGAGGCGAGGAGAUGGCUGAGGCACCACAACAGCAGCAUGAACAGCAGCAGCAGGAAGAAGAGGAGCAGCAGCAGAGUGAGGAGCAGCUGAGCUCCUCUGGGUCGACAGAGGCUGAUGAUGAGGUUGAAGACCUGAAAGAGGAUGUCCAGACGACGCCUACCCGGCCUCUGCUGUCCAUGAGGUCCUUGAGCAUCGUGGACCCGGAUGACGACUCGCCUAACAUGAUUGUCUACAGAAAAAUUGAAGACAUCAUCACUCACAUCCAGGAUGAGACGGAGGGUGUUCCCAUCAGAACGGUCAAAAGCUUCAUGACAAAAAUCCCCAGUGUUGUCACAGGUACAGACAUUGUACAGUGGAUGAUGAAGAACCUGUCCAUCGAAGACCCAGCUGAGGCCAUGCACAUUGGGAGUCUCAUUGCAGCUCAGGGAUACCUCUUCCCCAUCUCUGACCAUGUCCUCUCCCUGAAGGAUGACGGCACUUUCUACCGUUUUCAGGCUCCCUAUUUCUGGCCUUCUAAUUGUUGGGAGCCUGAGAACACGGACUAUGCCAUCUAUCUGUGCAAGCGGACCAUGCAGAAUAAAACGAGGCUGGAGCUGGCGGAUUACGAAGCGGAAAACCUCGCUAGGCUCCAGAGAGCCUUUGCCAGGAAGUGGGAGUUCAUCUACAUGCAGGCUGAGGCCCAGGUCAAGAUUGACAGGAAAAAAGAUAAAACCGAGAGGAAGAUACUUGACAGCCAGGAGAGAGCCUUCUGGGACGUCCACAGACCCGUGCCUGGAUGCGUCAACACCACAGAGAUGGACAUCAGGAAAUGCCGACGCAUGAAGAACCCUCACAGAGUUAAGAAGUCAGUGUAUGGCUUGGCAGAGGAGGGCACACAGUCACGCAGUCCCAUCCACACCCCUUCACACCACUCCAGGAAGGGCACCAAGGAGGACGUGGAGAAAGAGAUCUUAUUCCUGAAUGCCCAGCUCGAUCGCCACUGCAUGAAGAUGUCCAAAGUUGCUGAAAGUCUGAUAAGCUACACUGAGCAGUACAUGGAGUACGACCCGUUUGUGACGCCACAGGAGCCAUCCAACCCUUGGACCAGUGAUGACCCCUCCUUCUGGGACCUGGAGGCCAGCAAGGAGCCUGGUCAGCAGAGGGUGAAGAAGUGGGGAUUCUCGCUGGAGGAAGCCCUGAAGGACCCAGCAGGACGUGAUCUGUUCCUCAAGUUCCUGGAGUCAGAGUUUAGCUCUGAGAACUUGCGGUUCUGGUUGGCCGUGCAGGACCUGAAGAGGAUUCCGCAGCAGGAAGUAGCACAGAGGGCGCAGGAAAUCUGGGCCGAGUUUUUGGCCGAGGGAGCUCCCAGUUCUAUCAAUCUGGACUCUCACAGCUACGAGCGCACCAGCCAGAAUCUGAAAGAUCCUGGACGAUACAGCUACGAGGAUGCACAGGAUCACAUCUACAAGCUGAUGAAGAGCGACAGCUACACGCGUUUCCUGCGCUCCAACGUCUACCAGGACCUGCUGAUGGCGAGAAAGAAACUGGAAACAGAACAGGGCCGACGCACCUCACUGGAGAAGUUCACCCGCAGUGUGGGCAAAUCGCUGACUGGCAAACGUCUGACAGGCCUCAUGCAGUCGUCCUGACGAGGUCUGGACUCAGAGCUGGAUGGAUCGUCACCCGUAAGAGCUGGAAAAGGAUCUCGUGUGCGUGGGAGGGGUGUGAGUUCAGGAGGCGCAUGAGAGCACCCAACUGCCGGACUGGACCGCCACCGCCCCGCUUUAAACUUCUCCCCAGAUGAGUUCAAAGAAGGCUGACAGCAUGCAAUAAAUCACCCGAGCUGACACCAGGACAGCGCUGCCUGAGAGUGCGGGGUACCGGGGAGAAAAAAAAAAAAAAAAAAAAAAAGAAGAAGAAGAAGACGCGGUACUCUUGCAAGGUACCAAGCUCGGAUCAACUCAUGUUUAUACGGUAGCUAGCUGCUAAAGCUAUCCAUUUACUCUAAGUGAUGUAAACUAAAAGAAUGCCUUGGCUGGAAAAGAGAUGAAUGCUGUAGUUAGAUGUGUUAAGGACGUCUGCAUCCAUCACCAUGGCGAUGGGAGAGGGAUGCUGUGAUUGACAAGCAACUCUACACGGCCCACUCCGAACGAAUCAGGUGGAACAUAGCACAAAUGAUGAGGUGGGGUUACUGUGGGAUUAAGCCCUGUAUGUUGAUCGUUUUCACAAACAAAAUGGCUGUAAUACUUGAAAUGAUACAGUAUGUUCCAGUGUAUUGAAAUCUUCCAAACAUUCCACGACUUCAUGCAGCCUCAGCUUUGAUUAUAGUGGGCGGCUCUCCAAAUAUCCUCAUGUAAGAGGAGGAUGAUAAUAAAAGAGGAAUGCACAAGAAA